AUGCAAUUACUAGUUAAACCAUGGCCUUUCAGAGGUUGGGCUAUGGAUCUAAUCGGCAAAAUUAAUCCUCCUUCAUCAAAGGGUCAUCAUUGGUUUAUUUUAGCUACCGAUUAUUUUACUGAGUGGGUUGAAGCCGAGGAAUAUGUCUUAGUAACUCACAAUACGGUGAUACAGUUUCUAGAACGACAUAUUUUUCACCGAUUUGGCUUACCAGAAACAAUUGUUGUCGAUAAUGGAUCUGUUUUUCGAGCAAAUGAAGUAUUACAACUCGGCAUUGAUAUACAAGUGAAAAUGGUUACCUCGACACCCUAUUAUGCUCAACGACAUGGCCAAACAGAAGCGUUAAAUAAAGUUGUGAUUGAAAUUAUUGAAAAGAUGAUAAAAGCCAAGCUGAGGCGUUGGCAUGAAGCCCUUUCAGAAGCGUUAUGGGCCUAUAGAAACUCAAAAAGGAUAAUCCAGAAACUUGCUUUGGAUCACCUUAUGGUGCAUAAAGCAAAAGUCAUGAGGGCUUACAAUAAAAGGGUGAAGUUCAAGUCAUUUGCGGAGGGCGAUAUAGUUUGGCAAACAAUUCUUCCACCUGGAAAGGUGGAUAGGGUCUAUGGCAAGUGGUCACCUACUUGGAAGGGUCUAUAUUUGGUUCACCAAGUAUUGCAUGGAGGCGCUUACAUGUUAAAAGAUUUAGAUGGUGAAAUCCAUGAGAGACCAAUAAAUGGAAGAUACCUUAAAAAAUAUAAGCCAACUAUUUUUGAGCUCAUGGAAGAAAAGAAAAUUCCAGUAAGUCAAGAUAGUGUGGAUUGUAUGUUAUGCAAGGUAUGUAGAGAUAAAAUUUGCUCUUGUGAUGAAUAA
Messenger RNA from Cornus florida, 846 nucleotides. RefSeq lists its product as uncharacterized. Bases 1 to 846 code for a protein of 281 amino acids. NCBI's taxonomy places the organism in Eukaryota, Viridiplantae, Streptophyta, Magnoliopsida, Cornales, Cornaceae. The record is from RefSeq and is a predicted model, not a curated record. The transcript has 2 exons. Gene Ontology annotation, biological process: DNA integration. Gene Ontology annotation, molecular function: nucleic acid binding.